Fopius arisanus is the source of this 1536-nucleotide messenger RNA. Its product is annotated as cell division cycle 7-related protein kinase. Gene Ontology annotation, biological process: mitotic DNA damage checkpoint signaling; protein phosphorylation. Gene Ontology annotation, cellular component: nucleus. Gene Ontology annotation, molecular function: protein serine/threonine kinase activity; ATP binding. Bases 321 to 1514 code for a protein of 397 amino acids. NCBI's taxonomy places the organism in Eukaryota, Metazoa, Arthropoda, Insecta, Hymenoptera, Braconidae. The record is from RefSeq and is a predicted model, not a curated record. The transcript has 11 exons.
CCCGGCAAAAUUUGCGAAUUAAAAAAUCAACCGGUUGAAAGGCUUCUAUUCAAAAGCAAAAAGUACAAGAAUUACUGGAUUUUAUACAAAAUUACAAGCAUUCCAGAUUAUUUAUCCAAAGUCAAAGUUGAUGGAACUACCAGGAAAGUUAAUACGCCCUGGAGAAAAAUAAAUACAGAAUUUCCUCUAUCUCUGCGGUAAUAUAGCCCACAAAUAAAUCAUGUCAACCAACAGCUGAUACACGUGUCAACUGAUGCAGGGGGUUGAAUUUUUCAGGGGUUUUACUGGGAUGAGGGGUAUCUCCUGGGAACCAAGAGAUCAUGAGUGUCACCGAAGGGACCCAGAGUGGCGAACAAGGGCCUUAUUUGGAGGAGAGGAUUAUCGCUCUGAUUCGAGAGCUGCCAGUUCUGGGAGAACUAUUUAAUAUACAUUUUAAAAUCGGUGAGGGCACCUUCAGUUCCGUCUACUUGGCGACCCUGAAAGAAUCUGACUCUUCAAAGGAGUCCAAGAAAUUUGCUGUAAAGCAUUUGAUACCGACUUAUCCACCGGCUCGGAUCGAGAGAGAGUUGCAGUGUCUCCAGGAUAUCGGUGGUGCUGACAAUGUCGUGGGAAUCGAGUUCUGCAUUCGCAGUGGAGCUUCAGUUGCCUUUGUCAUGCCUUAUAUAAGACACACGAAAUUUUCUGAUUAUAUUCAUAAUAUGGGGGCAGUGGAGUUAAAACACUACAUUAGGGCUCUGAUGGUUGCUCUCCGGAAAGUCCACAUGUUUAACAUCAUUCAUCGAGACGUCAAACCGAGUAAUUUCUUGUACGAUAGGAGGAACAAAAGGUAUUUACUCGUCGAUUUUGGAUUGGCUCAGGUGUACAGGGAUGAGAAAAAAAAAAUCAGUGAGCCACCGCCUCUGGAAACGUAUUGCGUCAAGAGAAAACGAACUAACGAGAAUAAACGCCAGUUGCUGGAGGAAACGAAAAGACCUGGAGCCGAAAGCAAAUGCUACUGCUUUGGAAAAGCAAGAAUCUGCUCUUUGUGUUUGGCAAGACCGUCACAAGUUGCGUCCAGAGCUGGUACUCCAGGAUAUCGAGCUCCUGAGGUGCUGUUCAAAUGUCCUCAUCAAACUCCAGCAAUCGACAUAUGGGCUGCUGGAGUGAUAAUGCUCUGCAUUCUCAGUGCUACCCAACCCUUUUUUCGCUGUCCAGACGACUGCACAGCUCUUGCUGAAGUCACAACACUUUUUGGUACCGAAAAAAUGACAGCAUGUGCACGAAAAUUGGGAAAGAAAUUAAUCUGCAGUGAGCACAUGCCUGGGACUGAUAUAGUGUCUCUCUGCCAGAAGCUGCGAGCACGCGUGAAGAUUCCUCCAAAAGAUAACUCCAGAAAUGAUUAUCGAAAGACCGUUCUACUCGAGAACUUCCCCCCCGAAGCUUUCGAUUUACUGCUCAAACUCUUGGACGUCGACUACAAAUCUCGAAUCACCGCCGAUGACGCCUUAAACCACCCAUUUCUCAAACUGCAGUAAUGCACUCAGGGCCUCCAAUACG